AUGGCCAUGGCUGUGCCGACCUCGCUGCGCGCCCUGGCUCCCCCGGCGCUCCGCCCCUACUACCCUCUAGGGACGAGCGGGUCCGCGCGCCCGUCUCCGUCCCGCGCCACGAGGGGGCUGCCCCGGCGAAGGGGCGUGGCUCUGGCGGCCUCGGCGGCGCUGCCGUCGGACGCGGAGUGGCUGGAGCGGCUGCCGGAGAAGAAGAAGCCGCUGUACACGCACAGCUUGCCGGGCAUCGAGGCGUGGCUGCGCAGCAUCGGGUUCGCGCAGUCCCGCGAGGACCGCGCCGUCUGGGUCGCCGAGACCCCGCUCUGGCACGCCCGCCUCAGCCUCGACGUCACCGACCUCCACAUCAGAUACUUGAAAAGCGGCCCUGGAAAUCUUGAGAAGGUCAUGGAGAGAAGAUUCAGCUACGCGCUGAGCAGAGAAGACAUCGAGAACGCGAUACUCGGUGGACCUUAGUUUCCCAUCCAUCACUCGGCGCAGUACUAGGAUCCUUUAUCACUGCAGGAGCCAUUCACACAGCACUCAUCACCGAGUAGAUUCUGACAGACUACGAGAGCAGAUGUAUCAUGUAUCAUCAGAGUUCCACUCUGUAAUGCUAAUUCAGCAUGCUUAAUUAACACUGCUGAUGGGAUUCAGUGCC
Messenger RNA from Lolium rigidum, 646 nucleotides. RefSeq lists its product as uncharacterized. The transcript has 2 exons. Lineage: Eukaryota; Viridiplantae; Streptophyta; Magnoliopsida; Poales; Poaceae. The record is from RefSeq and is a predicted model, not a curated record. Bases 1 to 462 code for a protein of 153 amino acids.